Aspergillus ruber CBS 135680 is the source of this 810-nucleotide messenger RNA. RefSeq lists its product as uncharacterized. The record is from RefSeq and is a predicted model, not a curated record. The annotation marks the transcript as partial. The transcript has a single exon. NCBI's taxonomy places the organism in Eukaryota, Fungi, Ascomycota, Eurotiomycetes, Eurotiales, Aspergillaceae.
AACAGAAAUGCCCGCCCAGGAACACCCCCGCCACCCCCAUACUCCCCCGUAACACCCGUCUUCGCCCAACUCGCCCCCGUCCAAAACGGCCACUCAGGCCAUCCCAUCGUCCCUCCACCAGUAUCUUCCUCUUCUUCAAUAUUACCAGCAUCAGCAGCGACACUCUCAGCCCUCCCUCCACAAAACCAUGGGCAAACCGGAUCAGAAACAGGAACGCGACCGGAAGUCGCCACUGAGCCGCCACCCCCUGUACCAAUAGGCCCUAUUUCCGAAAGUGAUAAUCCGGAUGUUAUCGCGUUGCGCUCAGCAAUAUCUAUCUUACAGCUACAGAAACAGCAGAGCUUGAGGGAUAUGCGGGCGUUGGAUCGGAUGAAGAAGGCUGCGGCAGCUGAUCCGGAGCGGUUUGCGAGGGAGUUGACGAGUGGAAAUCUGAAGGCGGAGGAUAAGGGGAGUUUCAUCAAUCUAAACCUCUCUGCUGAUGAGGAUAAGGAUGAGGAUGAGGAUGAAGAAAUGGAGGGUGACAAGGGGGUAGAAGGGCAGGGAGAUGUCUUUUCCAAUCUUGGAACAUUCCCCACGCCGCAGAAUGUCGUCCGCAUGCCACCGAUUAACUGGGCCAAGUAUCAGAUCAUCGGCGAGCCGUUGGAUAAAAUGCAUGCGGAGCAAUUACGGCGUCCGUCUGCUGGCGAGCCGUUACGGGAGGGUUUGGCGCAGAGAGCUCCGGAGCAUGUGUUGGCUUCGCCGUAUCGGCCGUUGGUGGAUAAGUUGGAGACUCCUGGGAGAGCGACGGGGGCUGGCAAAGGCAGGAAGUGA